Molecule: messenger RNA, 14962 nt
Organism: Caenorhabditis sp. 36 PRJEB53466
Lineage: Eukaryota; Metazoa; Nematoda; Chromadorea; Rhabditida; Rhabditidae
Source: the annotation of a GenBank genome assembly
AUGGAUUCGCACGAUUUCCCGCAUUUCCACUAUACAAGUGUGAGUUCUUUGCACAUUUUCUCCACUAAUUUCCUGACAAAUCUUCGAUUUUCCGCCCGAAAAACUUGCGAGUGAUUUUUGCUCAAAAACAAGGCGAAUAAAAAGAUGAGUGAUUUGCGGAUGCGAAUUGAAAUUCGCUCGAAAAGGAGACGUUUUGCAGAUGCCCUCGAGCAGUACUUCAAAGGAAUCAACGAGGACGACGUCGGCACGUCUUCAAAAGAAGAUUUCCAGAAGACACACCACCGCCUCGGCCUUCCCGUUUCCAAUUCACAUUCCCGAAACGUCGACGCCCAAGGAACUUGUGCGAGGUAUUCCCGUGCGAUCACGUUCGCAAUCUGAAGUAAUUUUCCGCUGAAAAUGUGGCUUAACUUUUCAAACUCGGCCCCGAGGUCAUUGCAAUUUAAAUUUUUUCCACUGCAAAAAUAGUUUCUCAAUAGAGCGCGAUUGCGCCGCCAUAAUAUUUUGCCUGCCAAAUUGCUAAAAACAGCAAUUUAUUUGUGUAAGAAUGGCCGAUGCAUCAUCAAGUCUUCUGGCUCCAAACAAAAACACAAAUUUCUCAGACAUAUCGUCGUGCUCGCUGAACUCGUCGCUAAUUGAAGACGAUCUCAUGUGGAGGUUUGUUCAUUUAUUCAUUUGUCAUUCCCCCCGUCAAAUUCCCAUUUGUUUUCCCCGUCCGAUCCUAUCCGACCGCACGUGCCAAACCAGGAAAAAAAACUACGAAAAUUUGUUUUUCGCCACAUUUUUCACCGAACAUUUGUAUUUUUCUGGUUACUGUGAGUGUUUUCGCCUUCAGAUUUUAUGCGACUGACAUGUGACGUAUUGGAUUUGCGAUGCUUUGACUUUUAGCUAAAAACGCUAAAUUUUUUUCCCAUUUUAUCCCAUCUCCCAUUCGAAUUCUCCAUUUUUCUUGCCUCCAAAUAUCCCUCCUCUAAAAUUCAAUUAUCCGCCCCGUCGGAUACUCUUUUUUCGCCGAAUUGUCGUCGGUGAGCUGUUUUUUCUCCAUAAAACCACUAAAGAGGAUGUUCUUAACAAUAAGAAAAAUCCUGAUGAGCGCUUUGCACAGAACAAUGUUAAAAUAUAAAUGGGCCGAGAAGGCCGGUUUAAAAUAACUUUACAACACGAAAAAUGUCGAUAUUUCCUUUCCGUCUCCCUCUUUUUAUCCCUCUCCGCCCCAAAUUAAUUCAGUUUCUUUGCGUUUUCGUGUAGCGAGAAAUGAUGAUGAUAGGUCCCCUCGCUUCUUUCGCGUCUUCAAAUAGAUUAAUCCAAUUCAUCAUCAUCACGAUAUAUUUCCUUUCUAUUUUUAGCGUUUUCCCACCAAUUUGUACCUUGAAAAACGUGGCCGAAUGACGCAUUUUCAACGCUGAAAUUGUCUGGGAAAAGGAGAAUCCAGGAAGUUUAGUGGUUUUCGAAAAACAAGAGAAAUUCUCGGUUGGAAUCCCCUGGAGACUGUUUGUUUGAGGCCACGCACUCCAAAUUUCGGAUGAGGGUACAUUAAAGUCCGCGUUUUUUUUUUGCAAUUUGAAGUGCCUUCUGGAGGCCAGCAGCUCACCGAGCAACCGAAUUGAUUGUUUGAAGCAUUUUUUUCGCUAACAAAUUGUAAGCAAUUUCUCAAUCAACGCCAACCGAAUCGCUCGCCCAAGGGAAACUUGCUGCAAAUUUUGUGCUUCACGACUUUGUAAUUCAUCAUCUAAAUGCAUUUUAUUCCAAAAUCCGUCAGUCAGUCUUGAGUUAUCUUCUACAGGCGCCUCGUUUAAAUUUGAAUUUCUCAUCAUCUCCCCUUGACUCAAAAACACGCACGUGUGUAUGUGUCUGCGUGAGAACAUGUUGGUGUCUCGCAAAAAAUUGUCCUCUUCCUCGGCGCCAAUCGGGAAAAAUUUGGCGAAGCGCGCAGAGAAAUGCCUCCAUUUUGGCUCUCUUUUUCGCCUCCGGUGUAGCACCUUUGAAAAGUGGCUAAUUUUAAGGCGGAAAUUUGCAUUUCCGCUCUAGAAAUUACGUCUGCUAGCUAAUUUUAGAGGAGAACGUGAUGUUUGACGCCGAUUUUUGGCCCAAAAGUUGAUUGCACUUUUCGAUUCGGUUUCGAUGCUAAAAACCCGUAAGCUUUACGUUUCUCAAUUUUCCCCAAAAAUGUCAUUUGGGAAUCCGUCGUCGGACUAAUGAAAAUUUUCCAUCAAAGUGAGCUGAAAUGCAGUGAGGCGAGCCGUUUAUAAUUAGGAAUCCGUCGAUGCGAGUGAAAGAGAGAAUUUAAUAAAAGUUUGUCGCCUUUUCGCCUUGUCGACUGAAAUUUGCAAGUUGGAAAAUGUUUGGUGAUCAGGGCGAGACGUCCGAAGAGCAAGAUAGGCUUGAGAAGAAUAAUGUAACUCACUCCUACAAGAAGCAUGAAAUCCCCGUAGCAUUCCGCUCGUAAACGGAUCGUCCAAUCGAUCGUUUGAUGAUUGAAAAAGAGUUAAAAAUAGACAAUUUUCUGAUGGAGGCCAAGGUACUGAUUCAGUUCACUUGAUUUUUUGAAAAUGAGUUCAUUGUGUUGUAAACUUACAAAGAGACACAAAAAGCACGCAUGAGCGGCCAUUUUUCAAAAAAAAAAAACUAUUUUUCCAGAGACCCCUAGAAUUGUUUGCGAGUUUCUUGUUGCUCUUUGCUAGUUUUGAUCAUAAUGAACGCAUUCACGAAGAGAAUGAGUUGAGUAAGAUGAAUCAGCAUUCUUCGAACAUCACGCAUUUAAAGUCCCUAACACGCUGCAUAUGAGCCUUCCUGGACGACUGCCGUGCGACCAUGUUUUGAUACCAAAAGUAAACAGACAAGAAACAAGAAACCUCCGCGAGACCCCAAAAAGAAAUCACCGUGUGUCGCGCCGCGAAUCGGCGCCCAUCUCUGAUAUAAACCUAAUUUUAAAAAAAAACGUAUUCCGAUGGUUUCAUCCGCAAUGACAUUUUUGAUCCAAAAAGCCAAAAAUAAGCCAAGACAUUUUUGAAAAAGGCAAUUCAUGUGAAAGCUCGGAUGUUUCGAGUGUUGCUCCUCGCGCCGAGCCGGAGGCCCCCGCUUUCAUUCUAAACGUAGCCGUUGUCUGAGUGUCUGCGUCUUUGCGUGAAGCCCUCUUUCUGUGUCUUUCUUCUGCGAAAGACAUGUUCACACGUCUUCCUCCUCCUUUUCCGUAUUUCUACCCCCGCAGCUCUUUCGCUCUCUUUUGCCGUCUUUUUGGCGGCUUUACACCUGAAAAUUGCACACUUGUUGCCAGUUUCACACAGAAAUGUCAAUUUGUGGCCUAAAAGGACACUCUUGUUUUAAAGAUUUGAGCCGAAAAACCAAUUUGACAAAUUGGAAAGCAGUUUUCCAAUUUCUAUAAGCCAAUCGGCGAAAGUGCAUUGCUCUCCAUUUGAUUUCCGUUUAUUUUUGGCUUCUCCAGACUUUUUUGAUACUAUAAUUAAUUCUGGGUGCGGAUUAGUUUGAGGAUUUGCAAUCGGAUGACUAUCGACCAAUCCAAUCAUGUUCCGCUGAUAACUUCCCUCUUUUUUUUUGCGCGCGCGAGGAUUAUCCGAAAAGCGUUCUGGACUUUGAGCACACUUUCUUUUUUUUUUUUUUGCAGAGAAAGUGACCUUUUGUAAGCGGACUUUUAAGAGCUUUUCUGAAAAUCUGUUGCUAAACAACCGCGCUUCACUGCACUCUGUCUGCACUUGGCGUUUUGCAUUUUUGCUGAAAUUCCAUGUUGUGUCUUUUUUCGACGAUGAUUCUUCGGUAAAUGUCUCAAGUUUUGAAUAAAAAACUGCCCUUAUUCUACGUCAUUUCCUCGCUCGUCAACCACUUUUUUGGGUGUGCAUUGUCGUGUCUGAAAUUCGAUCCACCUCUCCGUUUUCUCUUUGCUUUUUCGGUCGGUCGCUUUUUCUCGAAUUUUCAGUAGGCGUUUCGCGAAAAUUGUCCACUUUUUCGGCCUGUCCAGCCGCGUCAAAUUUAAUUGGAAAAACACGUUGACAAUUUUGUUGGCUAUUUGUAGCGGUUGCCAGAAAUCGGUCGAUGAAGAGGCGACAAAAAUUAUAAAUUCCACGUUUCCUCCUUCCGUCAUUUUUUUUUUGGUGGGGAAAACGCGCACCGAGAUUUGUGAAUAUUUCAUUAGGUUCGCACGCAUUUUUCUCUAUUUCUCCGUGAAAGAUUAGGGGCAUUUUUGCUGUGUUUUGAGUGCUUCACAAGUUGUCGCUUUUUUCUCCGCUUCGGCCCAGGCUUUUCGGAGGCCUGGACUAUUGACCCACUUGCAAUUAUCCGAUCGGGCCGAAACUUUCAAUCCAAGUCCAAGAAGCCUUCAAAGUUUGGGUCCGACUCGAUUGUUGCAAGUGGGUCAAAAGUCCAGGCCUCAAAACGCCUUCGAAAAGCCUGGGCCCUCAAAUUCGGCGUUGUUUUUUCUCCGCGUCACAAUUCGAAUGCAUCAAUAAAUUCGGCUGUCUAUUCCCCGUCCAGAUGCCCUUUGUCUUCCCAAUUUCCUCGUUUUAAAACGUUCGUUUCCACCCAUAAAACACACCUUUUCGCACAGGAAAACUUACGUCACAAAAGACACUUUUCUCUCUGCUAUUUUUUUUGGCCGUCGACUCGUUUUUUCCCCGUCGAAUUCAAUUUCGACAGCCCCGCUUUUCCUUUUUUUUUUUAUCUUGAGAAGAUCCUAGGGACACAUUUUUUUCUGUUAAAUUUUUGGUAAAACCAGGCUGGGCCGUGUGCGGGUCAAAAGUGCAGGCCUCAAAAAGCCUUGACCGGUUUUGUUUACUCUGGCGAAUUUUUGAAGGGCGAUAAUGAUGCGCACAUUAGUUUUUGGCGAACGUGUGUGUUCUCCGCCUUCUUUGUUCGUUUCCCAUCGGUUUUUAGUUAUCCAAAUACAGAAUUGGUGGCCUACAAGUUUUUCGCGAACAUUUUGAAAGUUUGAAUGUCAUUUUUGUUUGAACCGCUAAAAACGCUAAAAUUGUUUUCGACUGCACUUUUUCGCGCCUAAAUCCACCAGGACACCACGUAAAUGUCACCUGCUCACUUUUCGUCGUUUUCCACCAAUAGGCAGGCCUCUCGCUGACACAAGUUGCUCAAUGAGCCGUCCACUUUUUUUUUCUCUCGGCCUGGAGAAUUCCUAUAUAUAAUAGUUGUGCUCAGACCGGAAACGAAAAUGUCGAAAUGGCUCAGAAAAUGAUUAUUAUUACAAAUUCCCGCUUUUUGUCGCUCCUCCUCCUCCUCCUCCUCUUUGAAAUUGACGAUCAUCGGCGGGACGCGCUUUUCGUUUUGUUUGUUUGUUCAGGCGUCUAUGGCUCCUGGAGCUCGCGGAGCUCGAGCUUUUUGCUCUUUUGAAACUGCUCUGGAAUAAUUCUCAAAAGCUCGACGCUUUUCCAAUGUUUUACCCCCCAAAAAGAAAGACUAUUCCUGAACGAAAAACUAUCGCUUCUAAUCUAUCCUCUUUAGACGUUUUUGAAUGUUCAGCAAAAACGAUGUUUCUUUUUUCUAUUCGCUAAUUUUUUCACAAAUUUCUAGGCGAGGAAACGAGGAGACGCUAGUAGCAGUUGGUUCGGAUGAGAAAGAGGAUCGGAAGCAGAAGAAGGGCGUAGAUGAUCAGAAGCGAGGCAGUGACUCCCCGCUCCACUCGUGCUCGAAUUCGUCCGCCUCGACAGUCGUCUACAAUCCGACGCCGCCCUCGACGGCCGAUCACUUCUAUCAGCAGAGACCGCUCGAGUUGCCCACGCUUCUCGUCACUUCCUCUCCCUCCACCGUCUUUGAUUCUGGUAAGAGAGAUUGGUUGUUUUAUAACUAGAAUAUUAAUUAAGUGUUCUUUUUUCGUCCUUUUCAUAGAUGUUUUGCACAUAACGUUUUGGCGAUAACCUUCCCCUGAGUUUUUUUAAAACCAAUCGCCGAAACGUUGGAUGUGCCCCAAACAUCGAUGAAAGGGUCCAAAAAGGAACACGACUCUCCACGCUCACAAACUUAAUGCAAAACACGUAUUCAAAAAGAAGCAAAAAUCGUUUUGAAUACACUUAGUGCAUUUCAGACGGAUCGCUGUUCUCGUUCAACGUCAAUCGUCACUUUGACUCGUCGAGCAGCUCAAUAAUGAGCGGGCUCACUUUUCAGGUAAAUGUAGACAUUCGAAUCGAAUUUGGCAGCGUUGCCAAAGGCCCGGCCUCCAAAACAGUUGUGAUUGAAGUGGAGAAGAAGCUGUAAAAGUUAUUCGGAGAGAAAAACGAUUGUUUCGUCACAAACUAACACGAAAAUCGCAGAAUCCGUGUCCUUUUGUUGAUGGCCGGGCCUUUUGCAACGCUGCCAGAUUCGAUUUCGAACUGUUUUUUGUUGUUAACAAUUGUUUCAACUGUUGUCAUUUUUGCCCCCAUUUUCAGCUCCAAUCUGGAAUUCACAAAAAGGCGAUUUCGGUGGAAGCGAACGAGAUUGCGCUUCGCGAUUUGCGCAAUGAGGCAUUUCAGUUUAUCAAGGAAAUUGUGAGUUUUGGGCCGGCCGAAUAGCCUUUGAAAGUCGGGUGCAGGCGUCUGUUCGUCUCCGAUGAACACGCGAAGGCGAACUGACCGUCCGCCUGAAACUGAAGGCGGAAGGCAUGGGUUUGUGAAUGGAACAAUUCAGACGGCGUGCGGUCAGCCUAGCCUAAAAUUAAAAAUGUUCAUCUUCUCGUCAAAAACAAUUGUUUACAGUACCCGGAGCGUGGAUGUGAAUCGUUGCGAGACCACAUUCUACUGUACAAGCACGAUUUGCGAUCGAUCAAUAUACUGCAACUGAUCAGCACCGCGUCGGAUGUGACGGACGGCACACUUGUCGAAGUGGUCAUCGGAUGUAAGCUUUUUGCGAUUUUCCACAAAAAUGUACAAUAUAUGAUCAGGUCUCAGUCAGUUACACGUCAAUUCCAACGCAUCCUUAAAGAGAUUACAGACUUUUCAGAUGUUCCGCCAUUUCUUCUGUUAACUCUUGAACACAAGUCUGUUGUUUGGUUUCCUGUUCCUUUCCACUGAUUUUCAUAGUUGUUUUCUCUAUAUUUCCACUACGAAAUUUUUGUGGGAGAUAUUUAUACCAUGAUGUUACCAUUACCAUCGAAUAGAGCGUAAAAGUUACACCAUUGUUAGCAAAAGGAACUUUUAGGGCCACAUUUGAGGCCUCAACGGACUUCGCUCCGCUUUUUCCGCUGUUCCCAUCCCAAAAACCGUUUAUUCUUUAAAAUUUUGUAAACUGAAGAGGUUGUAAAGCGCCCCCUCGGCCCAAUUAUGGGCGCUCCGUCUAGGUAGGGGCGCCUUGUUGCCAACAAUACAUGUGGUAGUCAUUGGUCCAUGAAGAUCUAACGGAUCAAGUCCGCUGAGGCCUCAAAUGUCGCCUUAAAAGUGGGUUUUGGGAACAAUGAUGUACUGGACUCUAUUCCAAAUUCCAAAUGCUUCCGAAUUUUUCAAAUUUCCUCUACUCUUUUUUUUACUUUUUACCAAUUGCAACACAAAAGCGAACUCUGAAAAUGUUUUGUCUCAACGCUUCCGCUCAAAGCUGCCCGUUCCCAUCCGUUGGCUGAAAAAGAGAAAAGAGAGACGGAGACGGGCGGACGAGCCGCUUUUUGUUGUGUUUUUGUUCCCUUUCUGCUCUUUUUCCCUCCAUUCGUUCGAUCCGCUCAUGUUUCUAGCCCUCGCCCCUCAAUUUACCGAUCUCUUCUCUCCAUUUUUUCUGCGAAAUUGAGAAACUGAUUUAGCCGUUCUAUCCGAUGGAGUCACUUUUUGCCCUCUCCUGCAUAAUCGGGUCAAAUUCAUACUGAGAAUGCGCGAAAAGCUCUGAUUUCUUCUUCUUCUUCUUCUUCUUCUUUCUCCUUCUCUUCUCCUUCUUCUUUUUCUUUUUCACUUUCGCAACACACACGCGAAAAGAUGGAAAGUUGAUGAAAUUAGCAUGAUUUAGUGGGCACACUUUUCUAUCGCGUACGCUCACAAAUCCCCGGGCAGUCUAAGGACGACGACGACUCUUUCUUUCUUUCUUUUCGCGUUUUUGCCCCUUUCUAGAUCAGUCCUUGCGAAAGUUCUACGUCUUCUGGAAAAAAAUGAGGGAUUUCCCAGUGAUUUCCAGUGAAGGAUGCUGCAUUUUUCGCACUUUCAGCAGGGCUCGGCAAAUUUCGGCGUGCGAGAGUCCGAUCGGACCGAAACUUUGCAGGCUUCUUAGACUUGGAUUCAAGUAUAUUGGGUCCGAGUUUCAGCCCGAUCGGAUUAUUUACUGUCUAGAUAUAGUGCCUGAGGGCCAAUGGUCUACAUAUCUCGGGACCAGAUGAUCUGAUCGGUCUGAAACUCGGACCCGACAUACUUUAAUCCAAUUCCAAGAAGCCUGCAAAGUUCGGGCCCGAUCGGAAUACUGGUUUUCGAAUCUGUUCCUAAAGGAUUUCUUUGAAAAUCGCCUUCCUCUACUGUCGUUUCACACUUUUUUCGUGCGCUCGUCCGUUCGGUUCCGUGCAAGAGAAAGUAGGAGGGAAAGAAGAAGAAGAAGAUGAUGACGUAGAGCUCCCCCUCGCAUACUCAUCCACACACACACACACACACAUACGGGAUGAAGAAGAAGAAGAAGAAGAAGAAGAAGUAGGAGAAGUAGGAGAAGGAGAAGCAGUGGUGGAUUAUGUGACGAUGUAGAUGAAGAGCUCAUCAUCAGAUUACGGGCCGACCAACUCUCGCCGCCCCGAUCACUUUGUGUUUCUCGUGUUUUUUUUUCCGCUGUUGAUGAUAAGACGGAACAUUCGGGAUUUCUCUACAUCUGGAACUUUUUCGGCGUUUCUAGAAGUUUCUAAAGUUGUUUUGACUGAUGCCCUGAUAAUGAGAGCAAUCAGGGGAGGGGGUUGAACGUUUUUCGGGCAUUGCCAGUAUUUUCAAAAAUUACACCACUGUGCUAUCGGUGAUCCCGAUCUCCGGCGCCUCUCUUAUAUCAGAAAAGGUUUCGCAUGCCGAGACGUCAAAAUCGGAAGCGAUCUUUCGAACUCUAGCGGGUUUCCUUGUUCCGAACUUAUUUUAUUUUCCCCAUUCGAAACUCUACGUUAAAACAAAACAAGGACACGUUUCUCAUCUCUUUCUCUCUUUCCCUCUCUUCCAAAUCUUGUUUAUCAUCUGAAGAAGAAGACGAAGCUCGGCGUUUUCAUAUUUUUUCAAAGUUUCUAUUGGAAACUGCUCGGAUGAGCGAAACUAUGGCGAUUUUUCGCAAAAAUCUACAUUUGACGCGUAUUUUUUUUUGUUGACAUUUCCAACUCGUUUUUAAGCCAAUUUCGCCCGUCCGAUAGUCUAGACCCAGCAUGAUCUUUUUUUGCGAGAUCAAAACCAGGUUCACUUGAUAAUCUGUCUGCUCGGAAAAGAGUUCAUUUUUGGUCUUUCGAUCGAUUUGGAAACGAAAAAGUGGAAGGAAAGAAGAAGGGAGGCGGAUUAUUAUCAUUAUUGUAUAAUUGGAGAUUUGGCAUAAUAUUUGUGGUGGUGUGGCCAGAAAUAGGCUUCCGAAUUGGGCUCAUCACUUGUCAUUAGUCCAUUUUAGGGGAUUAUAGUGUGUGCAUGGCUCUUUUCCAUAAUUUCAUGUUCCCAUCAAAGUAACAAUUCCCAAAUUCUAGCCGGCUUUAAAGUUCUCAAGUCUUUUUCUAGUUUGAGGACACGCUUCUCUAGGUCUUUGUAAACGUUUCGAAAUGAAUUCUCCUCGAAUUCGAACGCAUCAAAACCUUGCCAUGAACUUGUGUUUGGCUUUUUUCUAAUCAGAUCCUAGGCCUAGGCCUACCCACUUGCAAUCUUCCGACCGAUCGGAUCGAGGCAAAAAAGUUGGGUAAAACCGACGGGCCUAAAACUUGGACACCAAAGAGUUUCAAUCCAAUUUCAAAAAGCAAUGUAAAGUUUGUGUGCGUUUCAUUGAUUACAAAACGUACUUGAAACCCGUGCUCAUCUUUGGGCUUAUAAAUACGGAGCCAAAUGGGGCUCUGGGACUUUUCUCAAAUCUCUUCUAGAAGGAUACAGUCAAUUGUCUCUCCUAAAAUUGAAGCUCUCAAACUCUAACUUGGCCAAACGUUGAGGUCUUUGAAAAUCCCCUCUUGGUCCUGGACUACUCGUUCCAAUCUCCUCCACUCUUUCGUUUUCGUUUCUCAUUAUAACCCACGGGCUUCUAGUGAAGAUGAUGAUGAUGAUGUGCUCCUGGAGCUCUCGGGCGGCCGCACGGAUGGAAUAAUUCAUAUCUAUGUAUAUAUCCACGCGGCCCUUCGUUUUCUUUUUUUUUCUCUAUUUUUUGUGCUCUUUUUGCGGCUCACACACACAAACACGAGGAGAGCUCAUUUAAAUUUGAACCUUACCAGAUUGAGUGCCUGAAAAAUGUCGAAAAUUAUUGAGCGCUAAUCCUCGGAUAUUUUGUCGAUGAACCAAACUUUUCAAAUGGAUUUUCAAUGAUUUUGUCGCCGGCGGCAUCCGGCCGGAAACUGAUAAUAUAUAUAUAUAUAUAUAUACUUAAUCCGCGCCUCCUCUUUUCCAACUCUUUCUCUUUCUGUCUCUCCUACUCAUAAUCCCCCUUUUUUUGAAUAAAAUUGAGCAGAGGAUUUUCACUCUCGACACACUAGUGUUUGCUUUCAGUUUUUUCUUUUCCGUUCCGUUCCCUUGCCAACCAUUUCGGUGCCUUUCAGACACCCUAUCAAUUUGUUCCUUGGUCUUCUAGCUCCCGCGAAUUCAUGGACUUUACACCUUGACAAUAGCAAAUCGCGACGUAACAAUGACGGAUCAGGCGAAAAGCGGUGCGGGGCCGCGCAGUUCCUCUUCAUCGACCGCGCACGCAAACAACUCAUCGGCCACGUCUUCUGCUUCAACGUCUUCGUCGUCGUCGAAAAUGAUGAAAAAGCAGCAGAGGGCGAAGAGUUGUGCGACUCCGCACUCGGGCAGGAAAUCGCCGCGGUUGGAGACGAAAGCGAUGACUAUUUCUUCGUCGCCGACGCCUCCGAACCGAGUGCUCUUCCAGCAGGCCUCGUUCGCCGUCGUCGAGGAUCUGAAGGAGAUGUCGACGCUCGUGAAACGCAACAAAAAGAGCCAGCAGCCGGACGUCGGUCGCAGGACUCUUAUUGUCAUUGGCGGUAGGGGAUUGACUAGCAGAAGAACUGACUGAGAACCUGAUCGAAAUGCUGUACACAAAAAUGCGUAUAUUGGAACUGAAUAUAACUCUAAAAACGUUCAAGUUCCUGACCCACAAGGGCAAGGAAACGCGCUCUGCAACACUCUGCACUUUACUUUUUCAUUCUCGUCUCCAAAUCAUAAUGCGUGUGUUCUCCGCGACGAAAAUGAAGAAGAAACGUGCAGAGUGUGGCGGAGCGCGUUUGAUGAGUCAAGCAAUUGUCUAAUUCCGAAAAUUUGCAGCAUGUCCGCAAAACGAGCGAAUCGUGGUGCACCCGCACACGCUGUUCGUGCACUCGUACAAAGUGCCGACGUUUUGCGAUUUCUGCGGCGAGCUGCUGUUCGGACUCGUCAAGCAGGGACUCAAGUGCUUCGGCUGCGGCCUGAACUACCACAAGCGGUGCGCCUCGAAGAUCCCGAACAAUUGCAACGGAUCGAAGCAGCGGAGGCCGUCGGCCAUCCCGCUCUCGCCCUCCAACUCGAACAUUUUGAAUUUGAACGAGCGACGCGUACGUUUUUUUCUCUUUAGAUUUUGAUAUUCCCCUCUCGUCCUUUUGACUAUCUUCCAUUUUCAGCAAUCGCGACGGGACUCGUGCCUCGAGGCGCUCGAUGCGGCGCGUCCGUCGUCGACACUCGGCGGAGCGGCCACUCCGAACAUUCUCGUCACUUCGGACGAUUGCGGUGAUCCCAUCGGUGGAAAUGUUUGUUUUUCCCGAUGCAUUUUCAGUAGAACUCGCACAAUUUGCUCUUCCAGUUUCUUCAAAUGCCACGAAAAGAUCGGUCGUGCUCGUGGAGCGGCCGGCCUCUUUGGAUGGAGAUUGCCGAGGCAACGCGCGUCAAGGUAACCAUUAGUUUUACGGAAGUUUUGCGAGUUUUUCGAUUUCUGACACUAGAGUUCAUUUGUUGUUUCUCGUCACUAGACAAAUUUUCAAUAGCUAACCAUUAUGUCUCACACAACUUUCGACAGCUUUCCACACAAUUCUAGUACCUGAUCGCAGAAAUCACGAUUGUGGCCCUCUCAAUUUUAAAAAUCAGGCGCUGUAAUUGAGCCCGGUGGUUAUUUUGUAUGGCCAAACGAAUGACACUCAUAGAUUUUCGACAUCUCUGCUAAUUUCAUACAUGCGGAAAAGAAGGGCCAAACUGAAAAAAACAUUUCCCCACCCUAGCGGGAGAACACUAAUUUCAGUGAAGCUUAGCCGUAAUUUUCAUGUGUUUUUUGUUUAAACAGAUCAUUUCCGUACAGUUUAGGCAAAUUCGAACAUGCGGAAAUAGUUAUUAAUGGUUCGUUCUCUGAAAAUUUCAUCACUCAAUUUCUAAUUUUAAUGGGAAAAAAAGACUCCCAUGAAAAAUUAAGAAAAAUGAAUAUUUUCCUCAAAUGCGAUUUGCUUUUUGUUUCAAAAUUCAGCGGGUCCCGCCAUGACACGACAGUGCCCGUAUUUUCAGAUUUUGGGCCUUUCGUGAGAAAUUAUCCAGUUUUCGUGGGAUUUCGCUGUAAUUUCGUCGGUACGAUCAAAGUUUAGGCGCACUGUAUCCAAUUUUGGAUUCUCUCGAAGGACUCCUUGCCUUUGUCAUCAUUUUCAGCGAGAGAAAAAUCCAUUAGUUCCGAGAGAAAUGCUAAUUUUUCGCACGCAUUUGAAAUUUCGGAAAAUGCGCUUUCCACUAUCUCGCAUUUUCUCGGCUUUUUGGUGAAAUAUCAAACUUUUAGUGUUCGAGAAGAUGCGUAUUGUUUUACAGGUGCCGCACACGUUCCAAGUGCACAGCUACAAACGGCCGACAGUCUGUCAACAUUGCAAAAAGUUGCUCAAGGGCAUUUUGCGGCAAGGAAUGCAGUGCAGAGGUACUAUAUUAAUCAGGCAUGGGCGAGCGAUUCGGUUGACGUUGAUUGAGAAAUUGUUUUGCGAAAAAUUGCGCGUGAUAGAAAUAAGAGAUGCAAAAAUGGUAAUUCCAUCGUCCCCAAAUUUUUUCUCUGCUUCAAACAAAAAUCCGCCCAGGCCUGCUAGCGUCAUUUCAGAGUGUCGCUUCUCCUCUGUUUAUAGACACAUUGGUGCUGUACAGCUUUCACAAAAAUUGUUUCAGACUGCAAAUACAACUGUCACAAAAAGUGCAGUGAACUGGUGGCGAAGGACUGUUCGGGCAACGCGCAAGCGAGCCAAUUCUUCCUGGGAACGGCGGACGAUGGUAAGAAGUGUUACGGUAGACUUUCGUUAAUUUUUCUCUUCUAUUGUUAUUCUAUUCAUUAUUGAUAUCAUCCUUUUCCCUGUGGCUCGAAAAAGAGAGAGAGACGUUUGACAGGUACGAGUUUGUCGGGCAGUAUGGAUAAUCUGCGAAUGUGCAGUGUGCCGUUCGGUUCGGAUCAGUCGACAUCGGGUACUUCUAUCUGUCUGUUCAUUAUUAUAUUCAUUUAUUCAUGCACAGCCAGUUUCACACGCACACACCUUUUCUUUAACUGUACGGGCGGUCCUGAAAAUUCCCAGCCUUGAUCAAUCACAUUUACACUCUUUUCUCUAUCGCUCACAAGUUCCUUGUUUAUUUUUCUGUUCUGUUCUCCAUUUUAGACGCUUAGAUGGUCUAUGGAUAGCACACGCACGGCUUUGAAAGAAAUUAUCAGACGCAAUCAUUUCAGUUGUUUUUGUCGCUCCUCAGUCCUCACCACCCUAUGCUUUAUUGUUCAUGAUUUUAAAUGUAUACAUAUCAAUUAUGUCCCGUUCGCGAUCCACGGCUUCUUUUGAGUUUCUCUCACUGUACAACAACGGAAUGCCUAGUCUUUAUAUUCAUAGUCUCAUUUUUAUAUCUAUCCGGAACAAAUUUGGAUAACAAUACAGUCCGAUUUAUACAAUUUUGAACAUUUGCAGGUGCGUCCGACGAUCGUGACGAUGAGCUGUCGGUUCGAAGCGGUGGAGGCGGCCAUAAGAAGGCGCAGAACACGCCGAGCGCUCCGCUUCAGGUAAGAGACCCAAGAAGAAAACCUUUUUUUUCCAAUGAAAGCUGAGACGAUUUCCAAAGCGUUUGUUCAGUUUCAGUGGUACCAUUGAGAAAGUGUUUCUCGAAAUUUCGUCUAAUGAGCAAAGAAAAAAUGAACAUUAUGUUGGGCUGUAACCUUCAAAAUCGCUGUUCUCUGUUCAAAAUCAUGUAGAAACAACACAUUUUUUUGUCUUCAAAGUGCUCAUCCUCGCGGAGCCGAUCAAGAAGACCAUUUAGAGCGCGUUUGCAUUGAGGUACCCGCCACGACCCCUCAAUUAGGUGACAUUGAUUUACUCCAAAAAGUCGAGAAAGCACGAUUUGAUUACAAUCGUUUUUCUGUCAACUUUUUGAGAACCUAGUUUUGGAAAGAACCGUAACUGUCAAAAUUACUUCUAUGGGUGAUAUUCGUUCAGUUUCCACUCAUUUGCUGAAUCAUUAAUAAUGAUUAUGAUUUUCAGGGUUCGGAAGGCACGACGUCCCCCGGAUCGGUGGUUUCGUUCACUGGCGCCGCCGACGACGACGUGAUCAGUUCGGAGAGUGCGAACAUUCCGUUGAUGCGAGUGGUGAUGUCGAAGAAACAGACGAAGCGGAAGAACAACAAACUGCUCAAGGAGGGCUGGAUUGUGCACUAUGUCGAUCAGCAGAAUAUGGUACAACAUUCAAACAAUUCACUUUUUGAAAAACGCUGCUUGUUACAGCGUAAAAAGCACUAUUGGCGGUUGGACACGAAAAGUAUCACAAUGUACCAGGACGAGAAUUCGACGAGAUACUACAAGGAGAUUCCGCUGAACGAGAUACUCGGAGUGUCGAUUCCGGCCGAAAAAGUCGACUAUUUGUUCGAGAUCAAAACGGCCGGAUGCACUUAUUUCAUUUGUGAGUUUUAA